Messenger RNA from Seminavis robusta, 2593 nucleotides. NCBI's taxonomy places the organism in Eukaryota, Bacillariophyta, Bacillariophyceae, Naviculales, Naviculaceae. The record is from the annotation of a GenBank genome assembly.
UGUCAUCAGUAUUGUAUAGCAGCCAUACAGUACUAGCAAGAUGCCAACCUGGUUUUGUGCGGGCAUGACGGAGGAAUUCCACUUGGACGGAUUGUUGAUGGAAUUGACCAAAAAUGUGACUGAGUUGGACAACUCCAGUUGGCUUUGGAAUAUACAAUAGGUGGAUCCAUGGUUCUUUCGCCAUGCACCAUGAUACCAGUAGCAUCCCGCAGCCGCGUUGACCAACCUCCAACCUUCUACAGUGUAGUAGGGCGAGGCAAGGAAACCUUCGAUUUGCAGCUUCGCCAGCUUCUAGAAGAUCUUUCGCGCCUCUUGCGCUGAGCUCUCAGCAUUGGUUUUGCUCUCAUGGUGGACAGCAAAGUGAAGAACGAAGCACGAAGCCACAAUAUAACUGAACAAGGCACAACAACUGCUGCCGCUAAUUCCGCUGUUGAUUGAGUAACGCGCUUUUCAGCCUCCGGUUGCCGCUCUUCAGGGACUACGAGUACGCCAUUGUUACCCUUGUGGAUUGUCUGAUGUUGUGCGACUGCGAAUCGAAUCGAUUGAGCGCCAAGAGCCAUCUUUGUUGCUACCGCAUUGUCAGUGCCUUCGCCAUCCUUUCUCACACACUUUUACACAUUUGCGUCCACAGUAGCUCUACAAAAUGGAAAGCGAACAAAACACUACUCACUCCCCAAAUGCUGUACGCCAGAAAAUUGGGGCUUUUCUGGAGGGCAGCAUUCCUGCCGCAGGAUCCACCGGAAAUGUGUUGUUGGCGAAUCCAAUGACUUGUUGUUCAGCCGCUGUUGCCCCGAUUCCAACGACGAGUCAGCCUGUUGCUGGAUCUGUCACGGCUGACUAUGUUGGAAGCAAUGCUGCUGCAAGGGCUGAUGGCAACAAUCAUCAUGCACAUGCAAGCAUCCGGAACAAUCCAGCUGUGUUUGGCCAGAGCAUUCCAAUGACAACUCCUGAUGUUGUUAGUGGAAUGUAUGGUACAGGAAAUGGAGGAGAAAUGGUGCCAUGGACAAGCCGAAAUUAUGCUGACAUUCCUCCUUGUUUUCUGACCAAUGGAUCAGUUCCACACCCAAGCUACCAUCCCAAUUCUGGAGGAUUGCUUCCCUCUGACAUGAUUUCUCAGCAGACGAAUCGGCCCAGCCAACAGCAAUACGGGCGAGCACUGUCUGGUAUUCGUUUCUAUCCAAAUUGGAGCCACUAUGAGUAUGGCUCUCCUUUUGGGUCCUCGGCCAGUGCGUUUUCAGCAACCACAAGUACAGCUCCUCCACCGGUUCGACCCAACCUGGCAGCACCGAGUGCCUCGAUUUCCAGCCAGCCCAGCCGAUAUCAGCAUGAGCAAUCAUUGUCUAGUUCUGGAUUCUAUCCUGGUUGGAGCAAGUUUGACUACGGGUAUAGCUCUCCUCCUGGAUUCACUUCAGCGCCUGCUUAUCCAAACUAUCCUGAUUGGAGUCAGUUUGACUACGGGUAUGGCUCUCCUCCUGGAUUCACUUCAGCGGAUUGGAGUCAGUAUGACUACGGGUAUGGCUCUCCUCCUGGAUUCACUUCAGCACCUGCUUAUCCAAACAUACACGCCAUGGCUGAACCUAUCGAGCCUCCUACCAAAGUGUCCAAGCCCUCCUUGAAGGCAACUGAUGUGAAGCAAGCCGCAGCUUUGGGGCUCCGUCCGAGCAUCGUGAGCCCCGUCCAUGCUGUGAUGGACAAUGUGAAGCAAGCCGCAGCUUUGGGGCUUCGUCCGAGCAUCGUGAGCCCCGUCCAUGCUGUGAUGGACAAUGUGAAGCAAGCCGCAGCUUUGGGGCUUCGUCCGAGCAUCGUGAGCCCCGUCCGUGCUGUGAUGGACAGUGCCAAUCUUGUUGGCAAGAUUGUUUCCUUUGCCAUUUCUCCCGUCGCUCCCUGCGGUUUCUUUCGUCGUCAUAUCGAACCUCUUUGCUCGCAGACGAAGGACAUGCUUCAGAGCCUUCAAUCUUGCCUCUUGGUAUCCAAGAUCUGGAACCAAGCAGCCUGGGAAGCCAUUUCUCCUGGCAUUGACGGAGUUAUAACUUCUGUGGAUCUUGUCACUCUCAAGAAACAGAUUGCUCGCCUCAACCUCUCCACUCUCUUGAGCAACUUUCGCCGGGAUUUUCUACGUUUCAUCGAUGCUGUCCCCCUGGACUUUGCCGACAAAUGGAAAAUUUUAGCGUUCGGCUUAUUCAGCAUACACCGAGAGGCAAAGCUGACGCUCCGAGCUUACAAGCAUUUUCUGCUUGUCAAGGCAGUUGAAUGGCAUGCUGCUCGCUCCUUCAGCGAUACCGAAACUGUCCAGUUUUGGAAACAAGAGUGUAAACCAUGUCCUCAACUUGCCAUCUUUUGGAAGGCACACAUGUCCAAGCCCCGCAAAUACUCUCGGGAAAACAAGCUCUUGGUGGGAGACAAGGCAAUCUCUGCGAUGGGGCCAAACUUCAAGGUUUUGGACAUUGAUUCCAGUGAUGACUACGGCAAAAAGGUUGCAACUGUGGCCGGAGUCGAAAGUCCGCUUGGGGUCCCCGCCAUGUACUUUCCGGGUGAAAUUUCACAUCAAUUGGAAUUGCUCUUGGAAGAGUGGCGCUGGCUUGGUCGACCUUGA